Aspergillus mulundensis is the source of this 1899-nucleotide messenger RNA. Its product is annotated as VHS domain protein. The coding region runs from base 1 to 1899 and encodes 632 amino acids. The record is from RefSeq and is a predicted model, not a curated record. Gene Ontology annotation, molecular function: phosphatidylinositol binding; ubiquitin binding. Gene Ontology annotation, biological process: Golgi to endosome transport; protein transport to vacuole involved in ubiquitin-dependent protein catabolic process via the multivesicular body sorting pathway; Golgi to vacuole transport. Gene Ontology annotation, cellular component: trans-Golgi network. NCBI's taxonomy places the organism in Eukaryota, Fungi, Ascomycota, Eurotiomycetes, Eurotiales, Aspergillaceae. The transcript is spliced from 8 exons.
AUGGCAGCUAGGGACCGCUUUGGUGGUGCCUAUGCUGACCUGGGCUUCACCCCUCUUCAAAGGGCCAUUCGAAACGCCUGUGACUUGUCCCUCUACGAACCGAAUCUCGCUCUAAACCUCGAAGUUGCGGAUCUGGUCAAUUCCAAGAAAGGCAAUGCUCCCCGAGAAGCAGCGUUCGAAAUCGUCCGGUUCAUCAACUCGCGAAACCAGAAUGUCUCGUUACUAGCAUUGGCGCUCCUGGACAUUUGCGUCAAAAAUUGCGGGUACCCUUUCCACCUCCAGAUCAGCACGAAGGAGUUUCUGAAUGAAUUGGUCCGUCGCUUCCCCGAACGGCCGCCUUUGCGGGCCACGAGGGUCCAGCAUCGCAUUCUCGAGUCAAUUGAGGAGUGGAGGCAGACUAUUUGUCAGACGUCGCGGUAUAAGGAUGAUCUAGGACAUAUUCGUGAUAUGCAUCGACUACUGCUAUACAAGGGUUAUGUUUUCCCGGAGAUCCGGCGCGAGGAUGCGGCUGUUCUGAACCCCAGCGAUAAUUUGCGCUCGGCGGAGGAAAUGGAAGAAGAGGAACGAGAGGCGCAAUCGGCCAAGCUGCAGGAGCUUAUUCGAAGGGGGACACCGGCAGAUCUACAAGAGGCGAACCGGCUGAUGAAGGUCAUGGCUGGAUUUGACACUCGGCAUAAGACAGAUUACCGGGCUAAGGCGGCAGAGGAAGUAGCUAAGGUGCAGGAGAAGGCCAAGAUUCUGGAAGAAAUGCUACAGAGCCAGGCGCCGGGUGAUCGGAUCGCGGAGGGCGAUGUGUUUGAGGAGCUCGCGAAUGCCCUUCAGAGCGCGCAUCCGAAGAUACAGAAGAUGUGCGAGGAGGAGUCGGAUGACCCAGAAGCCGUGCGCAAACUAUUGGAGAUUAAUGACAGCAUACACCGCACGAUUCAACGGUAUAAGCUUGUGAAGAGCGGCGAUUGGGAAGCCGCGACGAGGAUCCCCAAGGGCACAUUAGGCACUAGUACGGGCGUGUCCAAGAACGCCAACAACGAGCUGUCUUUGAUCGAUUUCGACCCAGAGCCUAGUUCCAACGGCGCAGAGCAGCCGGCGCAGGGAUCCAGUUCUAUUGAAAAUGACUUACUUGGGCUAUCGAUCGACGAGCCGAUUCCGUCAGGUGGAAUCUCGUUAGGACAGACGAGCCCUCCGGUUCCCCAAUUACCUCAGAAUCCCAGCGCAUUCCAACCAAACUUCGAUAUCCUCGGCUCGUUAGGUUCAAGUUCAACCCAACCUCCGUCAUAUUCGUCGACACCUGUUCCUGCAUUCUCCCAACCUCCUGCUACUGCAACUCCACCCCCCGCAGUGGACCCAUUCGCGUCCUUAGUAUCUGCCAGCCCUCGACACAACAGCCCACUCCCUUCCAGCUCUGCAAGCCCUCGGCCGCCCGCAUCGUCUACCCUACUUGACCUCGCUGGAGCUGGCGCCGGAGUUGAGCAGAAGCCCAAGGCAACAGACGAUGACGAGUGGGACUUUGCCUCAUCCUUACCGCAGAGUAGUUCAUUGCCGAGUACCAAUCGCGUGCAGGUGUUGAACUCGUCACUGAAGGUCGAGUUCGUCGCCCGCCGACACCCUCAGCAACAACGCCAAAUCCAUAUCAUUGCGAACUUCUCAAAUGCGACAAGUCAACCUCUGAGUGAUCUCCACUUUCAGGUCGCCGUUGAAAAGGCAUAUACCCUACACCUCCGGCCUCAGUCUGGCCGCGACAUCGGCCCCCUCCAACAGAACGGAGUGCAACAGGAAAUGCUCCUCGACGGAAUUGAUAUGGGCAAGGGCAACUCAGUCAAGAUUCGGUUCCGCGUCUCGUACCGGCUCGGCAGCGAAACAAAGGAAGAGCAGGGGAUGGUUCCGACUUUGGGAAUUGCAUAG